GGUUUGUGUGCGGUGCUUUUGGCGAUGGGCGUGGUGCUAUUGGAUGGAAACGCUGUGCGCAACUUCGCGCUGGACGAGGCGGCGCUGAUCAAGGCCGUGGAUCCCCAGUUCAAGGAGCUGGAUGUCAACAACGACGGCGUCCUCUCGCGCUCGGAGCUCCGCGUCGCGCUGGAGCGCCUCAAUCUUCUGGAGACUGUGGGCGGAUUCCCGGUGAGCAAGACCCCCGAGGAGCUCAAUGCGCUCUACCAGUCGGCGUUCGAGAUGUUCGACAUGGAUCACGACGGCAAGGUGGAUCUCGCCGAGUUCCGCGAGCAGCUCAAGCAGAUCUUGCUGGCCGUGGCCGACGGCCUCGGCAGCUCGCCCAUGGAGAUGGUCGUGGACGACGAUAGCUUGCUCCACGCCGUGGUCGACCGGGAGGAGGAGGCCUCGUCCAAGAAACCCUGAUCAUCUAGACAAAUUCAUGGAUCGGAGAUCCUUGUCCCUCUAAUCCAUAAAUACCAUCGAUUGCUAUCAAGGAGCA
This is a messenger RNA of Selaginella moellendorffii, 520 nucleotides long. RefSeq lists its product as uncharacterized. The record is from RefSeq and is a predicted model, not a curated record. Gene Ontology annotation, molecular function: calcium ion binding. The transcript has a single exon. Bases 25 to 444 code for a protein of 139 amino acids. Lineage: Eukaryota; Viridiplantae; Streptophyta; Lycopodiopsida; Selaginellales; Selaginellaceae.